Purpureocillium lilacinum is the source of this 204-nucleotide messenger RNA. The record is from RefSeq and is a predicted model, not a curated record. NCBI's taxonomy places the organism in Eukaryota, Fungi, Ascomycota, Sordariomycetes, Hypocreales, Ophiocordycipitaceae.
AUGCGACCGUUGCAGGGAUGGAGGGGGAAGAACGAGGGGAAAAAAGUACAAGGAGUUCGGAUGAACCCUGACCCUGGCCUCACGAGCCCUUGGUCUCCCUCUCUCUCUCUGUCUGUCCACAUCGCGCGGACUCGUUACGUCCCUCUGUGCGAAUGCUCAUGCUGUAAAAUGCACGCUAUCACAGAGACACAAUUCGAUCUGUGA